Messenger RNA from Chenopodium quinoa (quinoa), 522 nucleotides. RefSeq names its product B2 protein-like. The record is from RefSeq and is a predicted model, not a curated record. The coding region runs from base 1 to 522 and encodes 173 amino acids. NCBI's taxonomy places the organism in Eukaryota, Viridiplantae, Streptophyta, Magnoliopsida, Caryophyllales, Amaranthaceae. The transcript is spliced from 4 exons.
AUGGCAUUCAGGGAGAUUAAGGUCUCUGCAAGUCUUUGCAGAAAUAGAGUUCCAAGUAAUUCUCCUGACUAUGGGGCUAUCUUCAUGGCAAGCAACUCCACCAGGAAAGAAUGUUUUGAAAGAGAAAUCUUUGGUCUUCCAUCUGAAUAUGCUGAUUUUGUGAUGAAAGUUAAGAAUGGGAUGCCUUUGUUUCUCUUUGAUUUUCAAGAGAGAAUGCUUUAUGGGGUUUUCGAGGCAACCUCUGAUGGUGCGAUGAAUAUAGUCCCUGAUGCAUACAGGUCAACAUCAAACAGGAAGUUUCCAGCACAGGUUCGCUUCAGUACAUUUUGGCACUGUGAUCCUCUUCCAGAGAACGUUUUUGGUGAUGCGAUAAAGGAAAACUACUUCAAACAAUUCAAAUUCAAUCUUGGUUUAUCCAGAGAUCAAGUAGGAAGGCUCCUAUUUCUGUUUGAGAAACGAAUGCUCAAAAUACCUAAUCCUCCUGUGAGGGAAAAAAAAAAAUCAAGAGUAGCAGACAAAUAG